GCAAGUCUAAAGACACGCCUAGGCCUACUGUACGCAUAGGAGCUGUGUUUGUUGGCAGUCCAUCCUCCUCCUCAGCAGCUUGUAGAAGAGGCACGUCACUUUUAAAGAACUGAGGAACUAUGGCGAAAUCUAUUAAGGAUCACCUGCAAGAUAUUUUUGAUGAUCUUGGGGCGGGAGAUCAGAGAAAGUUUAAAAGCAAAUUGUGCGACCGGAAGACGGAGCCGCGCGUACGACGAGCUGCAGUCGAGAAGGUUGAAGAUUCUAUAGACCUCGCCAAUUUAAUGGUGACCACUUUCACGGAGAAUGGUGCUGUUCCUGUAACAAUCGAGAUUUUACAGGCUAUUGGCUGUAAUGAACCAGCACAGGAGCUCAUCAACAACACAGGACAAUCUCCAAGCGUUCCUUCAGCAGCUCCACACGUUCCUUCACCAGCCCCAGGCCCAAGCGCUCCAUCUACUGAGCACUUCAUCGAUAGGAAUCGGGCGAAGCUGAUAAGCAGAGUGAAUAACGUAGACGGCAUCCUAGAUGAACUUCUUCAGAUGAAAAUCAUCACAGAUGAGAAUUACGAAACCAUCCAUGCUGAGAACACCUCACAAAAGAAGAUGAGAAAAUUAUUAAUGGGCCCAAUUAAAUCUGCUGGCACUAGAGGGAAAGAUGUCUUAUACAAAGCUCUCAAGGAUGUUGAGCCUUGCUUGACAGAAGAACUGGAGAGUCAGUGAAAAGCCAUUUAAUGUUUCUAUUUGCUUGUCUAAUUAGUAUACAAGAUACAUAACGAAAUCAAGGAACUUCCAUUUUUUUAAUAACAGCAACAACAAUGUUGUUACAUUUUAACUUGCCAUCAUUUGAAUGGUGUUCCCCCUACUUUUUUCUUCCAAAAAGACAAACUGUCACAAAAUCAGGUGCAUCCAAAAUCUUGCUUGCUAACUGAAGAUAAUAAACACUUGUCCAAUAUCAUUUAAAACAUUGGUCUUUGUUGACUUAUCUUUUUAUCACCAGUCAAUAAACAAGUAAAUCAAGAAA
This is a messenger RNA of Cyprinus carpio (common carp), 1020 nucleotides long. Its product is annotated as PYD and CARD domain containing. Lineage: Eukaryota; Metazoa; Chordata; Actinopteri; Cypriniformes; Cyprinidae. The record is from RefSeq and is a predicted model, not a curated record. Gene Ontology annotation, biological process: innate immune response; regulation of apoptotic process; inflammatory response.